UUGUCUCAACGUAAUGGUGACCAAGAGGUCGUGAUAGCGUACUUCAGCAAGUCGUUGUCAAAACCGGAAAGGAACUACUGUGUCACAAGACGCGAAUUGCUAGCUGUGGUAAAGUCGUUGCAACAUUUUAGCAAAUAUCUUCUGGGACGAAAAUUUCACUUACGAACUGACCAUGCUGCACUAAAAUGGCUAUUGCAGUUUAAAAACCCAGAAGGACAAGUUGCGAGGUGGAUUGAACUACUGCAGGAAUACGACUUUGAGAUCGAACAUCGCAGCGGGAAAUCUCAUGGCAACGCAGAUGCAUUGUCAAGAAGACCUUGUCCUGAAGAUUGCAAACAUUGUACUAGGCAAGAGAGUAAGGAAGUGGUAUCCGUGAGGAUGCUCAGGGCAGACCACCUCAGCAACGAGUGGAAGGACAGCUUACUACAUGCACAGCAGGAAGAUCCGGACAUCAAGCCGAUUCUGGAAUGGAUAAAGGCCAGUGCUCCCAAGCCCAAGUGGAGUGACGUCUCAGCGAUGAGUUCGACCACUAAAAGCUAUUGGGCCCAGUGGGACAGCUUGCUGCUUCAGGAUGGAGUUCUGUGUCGUAAAUGGGAAAACGUUCGGGGAGACAGCUGUCAUUUGCAAAUGGUUGUCCCUAAAGUUAAAGUACCGGAUGUUCUACAGCUGUACCAUAAUGAUUGUUCAGGAGGCCAUCUGGGAGUUAAACGAACUCUACUGAAGAUCCGAGAACGGUUUUACUGGGUCCACUGUCGAAACGAUGUCGAGGACUGGUGUCGCAAAUGUACAAGUUGUGCGGCUGUAAAGGGACCUCAGACUCGUAGUAGAGGUGCAUUGAAGUUGUACAAUGUUGGUGCACCAUGGGAGAGAAUAGCCAUUGACGUGGCGGGGCCGUUUCCGGAGAGUGAAAGCGGUAACAAGUAUUUCAUGGUUGUGAUGGAUUACUUCACUAAGUGGCCAGAAGUCUUCGCCAUUCCAAAUCAAGAAGCUUCAACAGUUGCAGAUAAACUAGUUCAUGAAGUCUUCUGUCGUUUUGGAGUACCUUUAGAGAUUCACAGCGAUCAAGGAAGGAAUUUUGAGUCUCAAAUAUUCCAGGAAACUUGCCGAGUUAUGGGUACUCAUAAAACAAGAACGACUUCUUAUCACCCGCAAUCUGAUGGAAUGGUGGAACGAUUUAAUCAGACAUUGGAGAGGUACCUAGCAAAAGUUGUAGACAAUCGGCAACGAGAUUGGGACAAGCACAUACAACCGUUUUUGUUGUCAUAUCGAAGUUCUGUUCACGAAAGUACAGCAGUGACACCAGCUUUCGCAAACUUUGGAAGAGAAUUACGGCUGCCUGCAGACCUGAUCACCGGGAUACCACCCGAUGCUCCACGCAGUAUAACCGAUUAUGCAAAUGACUUGCGGAAAAAAAUGAAUGACGUUUAUGAGCACGUCAGACAAUCGGGCCAGCAAAUGUCUGAAAAGAUGAAAACCCGGUAUGACCGCAAAAUGAACAACAAAGGGUUCGACGAAGGUUCACUUGUGUGGUUGCACAAUCCAGUCCGCAGCAAAGGGAAAUCUCCUAAGCUUCAAGCUAAAUGGGACGGCCCGUACCGGAUUGUAACCAGGAUCAACGAUGUGACCUACCGGAUACAGAAAGGCGCAAGAGGGACUCCUAAGAUCGUCCAUGUGGAUCGCUUGGCGCGUUAUUAUGGGACCGAUAAUGCUCGGGACGAGCAUGUCUUAGGAGGGGGCAGUGUUGCAUGA
Parnassius apollo (apollo) is the source of this 1749-nucleotide messenger RNA. The record is from the annotation of a GenBank genome assembly. Lineage: Eukaryota; Metazoa; Arthropoda; Insecta; Lepidoptera; Papilionidae.